AUGUCAUCAUCGGAUAAAAUAACAAUAUAUAUUGAUACAGAAGAUAAGAAUUAUAAUUUCCAUGGUUAUAUACCUGAAUUAUCAAUUAAUUCAUUUAUUUCGACAACAAAAACAAAUUCUUUGAAUUUAGAACAAGAAAGAAAAUCUUCAUCAGUUUAUGAUAAAAUAUUUCAUGUAAAAUCUGAAUUUAAUCCUAAAUCUCAUCGAGAUGAUCGACAACAUUCAAAAUUUCUUGGAUUAAAUCAAUCAAAAGAAGAAAAAGAAAAAUCUUAUCCAAGUCGUUCAUCAUCAGAAUAUGGUCGUCGAUAUAAUGAAUAUACUAAUUCCAAUGAUCGAUCUCAUGUUAAAAUUGAACAUGUUAAAAAAGAUUUCUAUAGAAAUAAUGAUUUUACUCUUCAAUAA
Molecule: messenger RNA, 402 nt
Organism: Adineta steineri
Lineage: Eukaryota; Metazoa; Rotifera; Eurotatoria; Adinetida; Adinetidae
Source: the annotation of a GenBank genome assembly